AUAAUUAUGGGACGAGAAGCGAAAUGGUUUAAGUUACACAUUUGAUAAUUGAGAGUGAGACCAAAAACAUAUAACCCAAUACAACUUUUCUAUGGACUCAAACUUUGAAUCCAACUGUUAUAAAUAGUUCACUCUCCUUAGUAAAACCCUCAUUCCAUCAACUUUACCCAUUUCUCAUUUACUCUGUCUAAUCAGAAAACCCCAAUCAACAGAGCUCAAAACAGUGAGUUAAAAAUGGCAGCAGCGGCACCGCCACCGAACCCAUCUCCGGCGGCAAUACCGGAAACCAUCGUGCCCGAAACAGCUCCACCCCGUCAUCCACUCUUUGCCCGUAUCCGAUUAGCCACCAUUUUCGAUGUUCCCAACAUCCACAAGCUUAUCCACCAAAUGGCGGUGUACGAACGCCUCGCCGAUCAGUUCGCUGCCACCGAAGCCUCGCUGGCCGCCACUCUGUUCCCUUCCCAAAACCCACCUCAACCCUUCUCUUCCUUCACCGUCUUCAUCCUCGAAGUUUCGCCUAACCCUUUCGCACCCACUACUCAAGAGCAGGACCAUAAUUUUUCCCCAAUCCUCAAAACCUUCCACUUGGAGCUUCCUAUUGAAGACGCCGAGAAGGAGACUUUCCGCUCCGGGAUUGGAGGCGACGUCGUUGUGGCGGGCUUUGUUCUGUUUUUCCCUAAUUACUCCACGUUUCUGGCAAAACCCGGGUUUUACAUCGAGGAUUUGUUCGUGAGGGAGCCGUACCGGAAGAACGGGUUCGGGAGGAUGCUGUUCACGGCGGUGGCGGCGCAAGCGGCGAGGAUGGGUUACGGAAGGGUGGAGUGGGUGGUGCUGGAUUGGAACAUCAAUGCCAUCAAGUUCUACGAGCAAAUGGGUGCUACCAUUCUACCCGAUUGGAGAGUUUGUCGAUUAACCGGAGAAAAUCUUCAGGCUUUUGCUCAUCUUAACAUUUGAUCAAUUCGGAUUAUGUCCCCCAAGUAUCAAACUCUCUGUCCACAUGCUCUUUAUGAUCUAUCUAGGCUCUUCUAAGAUUUCCCUUUUCUGAAAUUAUGUGAUGUUGUUUUUCUCUCAUGAUGAGUUUUAUUAGGUUCUGUGAAAGAGAAUGAUAAAUUCUUCCUAUGAUGCUUCCGUAGUUUCAUUUUCUACAAUGUUUUAACUCGGAUGGAAUGCAAAUUUCUUGUUUGAGGAAUGUGUGCUUUUCUAGCUUGGUGUUGCUUCAACAGUUCAUAGACUCUGCGUUUAUGGUGGCAAACCAAUGUGGCUUUCUAAGAUUUUCGUGUACCUACUUUAAAGAGACUAGAAAAUGGUAAUAAUAUUUACAGGUUCUGUUAAAUGAUACAAAGUACUAAUAGUUUUUGUAAUAUUUAUUGUUAUCAUAUUGAUCAUUGCUUGAGCUCAUUCUGCACUUUGUGGUACGGAUUGAGUAUUAUAGAACCUCCUUGAUGUAAUAUAGAUGCAGAAUUGGGGGUGUUUUCCCUUUUAAAAGAUAGGAGAGAUUGUCCCUUCUAUGAGCGAUAUACAGAGAAGAUGAGUAUGGUCUCGCAAGAAUGACACGCAUGAAUCGAAAUCGAGUAAAGGAGUAGGAGUCGAGUAUGAAAAAAAAGAGAGAGAGAGAGAGAGAGAGAGAGAGAGAGAGAGGGGGGGACAACAUGAAAAGAGGAAAAAGAUGCUAAAACAAAUGAACAAAGAUGCGUGGAAGAACUAGAAUAAUCUAGAGACUAAAGUAGUUGGAAAAAAGUUAAUGGGAUUUGAUAAGGGAAGUUUAUUGAUGGUACAAUAAAUAUCAUCUAUCUAUAUUUCUAUAUUAGAUACCAGUCAAUUGGGAGAAGUUUUCCUUGAGAUUAAGAUAUUAUUUCCAUGUCAGUAGUAUUUUGGUAGUAUGGUGUAAAGAAGCCAAUUAUUGUGGCUCUUUCAAAACACAUUUGGGAAAAAGAGAAGGAAAAACAUGAAGGGUAACCUGAAUCUGCACUUGUGCAACAUUGUUAUGUGUCAAAUGAGACUGAGAGUGGUCAAAUAUGAAAAGGAGGGGACAGCAUGGAAAAAACAACAAAGAUGCGUUACAACAACUCUAGAAUGAUCCAGAGAGAAAAGGUGUCAAUUCUCGAGGGUUAUCUACUGCAUCGAUAGUGUAGGUACGAGAAAGAAAUGCAACAGAUGAUGCUACUGGUGCCCAAAUGCAGGCCUUCAGCUAUUUGUUGAAGAAAAUUGAUGAUGAUCCGAGGGUUCGUCGUCAUUGAAGAAAGUUAGCACAGGGAGCAAGCAAGUAAUUGAGUACAUCCUACAUCAUCAAUGGAGUUUGAUUCAUCUACUUUUUUUACAUCAUUAAUGGAUCAUGUACUAAGAUUUACAACUACAUUUCAAUAGAAUUUCUUCAGCAGGUUAAUGAGGAACAUAACACACAACGGGUCUGGGAGAAGACAUCCAUUUUCUGGGGCUGGGCAUUCCAUUAUUGAAUACUGUACUAGUUUAUUUUAAAAAGAAGUAGAUUAUUCUCAUUCAAAAGUUUCAGCUCGUUAAACAAAUUUUGCUUUCUAUUUAAAAGUUCGCAUCAAACACAAAAUUCAUUAUCUAUCAAAAGCAUUUGAUGAAUUGAUUAUCAUCUGCGACGUUCUCGGUUCUUGAAGAAAAUCAGGGUCGGAGAAAAAGAGAUGGAGUCAAAUAAGAGAACGACUCCGGACAAGAUAAUGCAGUCCAAGGAAAAGAUAAAAAUGGAGGUGGAGCAAAAGAAGAUGGGAGAAAAGAUAUCUAAGGAAAGGCGCCAUUUUUCUUAUCUCAAACAUGCUACUACUUUAAUUAAGUACUAUAUGGAUAAAUAUCUAUAUUAGAUAGAUACCAGUAAAUCUGCAAUUUUGUUUGUGAGUUGGUGUGAGUUUUUGUUGAUUAUGAGAUAUUAUUUUAACAUAUUGAUCCUAAAUUUUG
Molecule: messenger RNA, 2919 nt
Organism: Oldenlandia corymbosa var. corymbosa
Lineage: Eukaryota; Viridiplantae; Streptophyta; Magnoliopsida; Gentianales; Rubiaceae
Source: the annotation of a GenBank genome assembly